AAUAACAAAGAUCCACUCACUCUGCAUUUCAUUCAGCUUCUCUCCUCCGGUCGCAAGACAAAAGAAUUGGGAAUUUUACUUGCUUCUCUCUCAGGAUUUGCCGUGUUUUGAAUUCCAGUUUUGAGCAACUUUGACAUAACUUUUGUGUCGCAGUUAAUUGCUUCAGUUAUCAUUAUGAUGGACGACGAGAGAACCCGUCUUCAACUCGAUAUUCAACGACAGUAUGUGGAGUUUUUGGAUGACUCGAAUGACUCAAAAGUUUACACCAAAAAGAUUGAGGGAAUGAUUCGGAAGAAAGAGACCAGGGUCAUCAUUAACAUCAACGACUUGCGGCAAAGAUUUCCUAUCCGAUGUAACGAAUUACUGAAGAAUGGGUUUGACGAACUUCCAAUGGUGAUGAAAGCACUGCGGGAAGUUGUCGCAACAAUUGAUUCCGAGUAUGCCAAAGAGAACGAGGAAUUCUUUGUUGGAUUUGAAGGAAGUUUUGGAACGAAGCAUGUUACUCCUCGCAGUUUGACAUCUACGUAUUUGGGAAACAUGGUGUGCGUAGAAGGAAUCGUUACUAAAUGUUCCAUUAUUCGUCCAAAAGUUGUUAGAAGUGUGCACUAUUGUCCUGCUACAAAAAAAACGAUGGAGCGUAGGUACGCCGAUCUUACAAAUUUUGACGUCUUCCCCUCCGUGAAUAUGUACCCUACGAAAGAUGAGGAUGGAAAUCUUCUUGAGACGGAGUAUGGACUGUCGAAAUACAGAGAUCAUCAAACUCUUACAAUUCAGGAAAUGCCCGAGAAGGCUCCUACAGGUCAGCUUCCAAGAUCCGUUGAUGUGAUUGUGGACAACGAUCUGGUAGAUCAAUGCAAACCGGGAGAUCGAGUGCUGGUGGUUGGAGUUCACCGGUGCCUCCCUGGCAAACAAAAUGGAUUUACCAAUGGAGUUUUCAAGACUAUCUUGCUGGCAAAUCAAAUUACCAUGAUGUCAAAAGACGCAAAUCUUGACAUAACUCGUAGUGAUAUUAGCGAAUGCAGGAAGUUCUCAAAAACUUUUAAUCCAUUUGAAGUCUUGGCUCGCUCCUUGGCCCCCACUAUUCACGGACAUGAAUAUAUAAAAAAGGCUGUGUUGUGCCUGCUUUUGGGAGGCGUCGAAAAAAUCUUGCCUAAUGGAACCCGAUUGAGAGGGGACAUUAAUGUUUUGUUAAUUGGAGAUCCAUCGGUGGCCAAAUCCCAAAUGUUGCGUUAUGUUUCUAAUGUCGCUCCUCGAGUAGUAAUGACUACUGGCCGUGGAUCUUCAGGAGUGGGAUUAACUGCUGCUGUGACCACAGAUAUGGAGACUGGAGACCGUAGAUUGGAAGCUGGUGCUAUGGUCUUGGCAGAUAGAGGAAUUGUAUGCAUUGAUGAGUUUGACAAGAUGAGUGACGCAGACAGAACUGCAAUACAUGAAGUAAUGGAACAAGGUCGAGUUACAAUUGCAAAAGCUGGUAUUCAUGCAAGACUCAACGCUAGAACGGCAGUACUUGCGGCUGCUAAUCCAGUUUACGGGAGGUAUGACGAGUACAAGUCACCUAUGGAUAAUAUCGGACUGCAAGACUCACUUUUGUCUCGAUUUGAUCUACUGUUUAUCGUUCUGGACGUUGCCGAACCUGAUCUUGAUAGGGCCAUCUCUGAGCAUGUUCUCAGAAUUCAUCGUUACCGUAACCCUGCUGAACAAGACGGAGAAGCUACACCUUUAUUCCAGAAAGACCAAACUCUUAGUACCCAAGACAUGGAGAAAGAGAAACUGGAAAAUACAGAACCGACGAGUGUUUAUGAAAAACAUAAUGAAUUGCUCCAUGGACCAGCCGGUCGUGGUAGAAAUCGAAAGGAUAAAAUUCUGUCCAUGGAAUUCAUGAAGAAAUAUAUUCACAUUGCUAAAUGUGUCAAACCUAAGCUCACCUCUGAAGCUGCAAAAAUAAUUGCCGACGAGUAUGCAAGCCUCAGAUCACGUAAUCUUGAAGAGGACCAUAUGGCUCGAACUCAGCCAAUCACUGCUCGAAGUUUGGAAACCAUGAUUCGUCUCGCUACUGCUCAUGCUAGGGCACGAAUGUCUAAAGACGUGACAAAGGAGGACGCCCUGGUGGCAAUAGAACUGGUUCAAUUUGCAUACUUUAAACGAGUACUUGAGAAAGAGAAGCGGAAAAGGAAACAACGGGAUGAGGAAGAUGAGGAAAUGGAUGUGGAGGAGGAAAGUCCUGCUGAUGAAGGGGAAGAAAGAGGAGAAAAUGGGGACGAUUCUCGACGAAGUAAACGUUCCAAGAAAGACGCCUCCAGGGAAGACGAUCCUUAUGAUCUUCCAACAGAGGAAAACGAAACUCUAGCGGAGCUAAAAAAGAAAGCAAGUGGUACUUCUCAAUCUCAAGAUUCAAUGGAUGUUGAUGCUCCUGAGGAAGGAUCAAUUUCUGAUGAGCGAUAUGGACAGUUUAAAACUCGACUCUCUGUCUUGUUCACAAACGAGCGAGAAGAAUCGCUGUCAGUUGAUAAAAUUUUUGAAUUCAUGGGAAAGCCACCACAAGACUUUAACCGGAACGAAAUUAAUGGUGGACUCAAGAGAAUGGAAGAUGAUGAAAAGAUUUUCCGAGCUGAAGGAUUUAUUUUCCUAGUUUAACUUGUAAUUUACAACUUGCAAACAAUUCUAUUUGUAUUUUAUAAAAUAUGUGGUAAAUAUUUAAAUGAAACUACACGCUCUUGACAAACCUGUACAAACAUUGUUUAUGAGUAAUUUGCGGUAGAACUGCAAACAUUAUUUAAUAAAAGUCUAAACAAAG
Folsomia candida is the source of this 2794-nucleotide messenger RNA. It is a transcript of the gene Mcm3, whose product is annotated as DNA replication licensing factor Mcm3. The record is from RefSeq and is a predicted model, not a curated record. Gene Ontology annotation, cellular component: nucleus; MCM complex. The transcript has 13 exons. Bases 175 to 2634 code for a protein of 819 amino acids. Gene Ontology annotation, biological process: double-strand break repair via break-induced replication; DNA replication; DNA strand elongation involved in DNA replication. Gene Ontology annotation, molecular function: single-stranded DNA binding; ATP binding; ATP hydrolysis activity. Lineage: Eukaryota; Metazoa; Arthropoda; Collembola; Entomobryomorpha; Isotomidae.